UUUCUUUUGUGUUAUGUUAUGAAAUCCUGAUUAAUGGGUCUACAGUAUAUAUAGAGUUAGGCAGAUGGAUAGAGUCAUAUUUACUAAUAACUAGCUUUGGCCUACAAUUUGAUAUGGUAACAGCUGUAAUGUUAAUUGUAGUUACAACAAUUAGCGGGUUAGUUCAUGUGUAUUCUACAAGUUAUAUGAGAGAAGAUCCCCACUUACCUAGGUUUAUGAGUUAUCUGUCUUUAUUUACCUUUUUUAUGUUAAUUUUAAUUACUAGUAAUAAUUAUGUGCAAUUAUUUAUUGGUUGGGAGGGUGUUGGUUUAUGUUCUUAUUUAUUAAUCAACUUUUGGUUUACGCGCAUACAAGCUAAUAAGGCGGCAAUUAAAGCAAUGUUAAUCAAUAGAAUAGGAGACAUAGGAUUAAUGCUGGCUAUUAUAUUAAUCUGGAAAGAAUUUGGGGCAGUAGAUUACUGUAGUUUAUUUCCGGCUUUAUCACCAUCUUCAGCUUGUACUUGGAUUUGUAUAUUAUUAACUAUAGGGGCUGUAGGAAAAUCUGCUCAAUUAGGGUUACAUACUUGGUUGCCGGAUGCUAUGGAAGGGCCGACACCUGUUUCGGCCCUAAUUCAUGCAGCAACAAUGGUAACAGCAGGAGUAUUUUUAAUUAUAAGAUCAGCUCCCCUUUUUGAUUACUCUCCAACUGCAACAAUAAUUGUAGGCUUAGUUGGUUCCUUAACUGCUUUUUUUGCAGCUACAGUAGGAUUAGUCCAAUCGGAUAUAAAAAAAGUUAUUGCUUAUUCUACUUGUAGUCAACUAGGAUACAUGGUGAUGGCUUGCGGUACUUAUAGCUGUCUAAGUAGUUUGUAUCAUUUACUAACUCAUGCUUUCUUUAAGGCUUUAUUAUUCUUAGGAGCAGGCUCAAUAAUUCAUGCCCUUUUGGAUGAACAAGAUCUUAGGAAGAUGGGGGGGAUAAUCCGAGGUCUACCUCUAACAUAUGUAUUAAUGUUGAUUGGUUCCUUAUCUUUAGCUGGUUUUCCCUAUUUAUCUGGAUUUUACUCCAAAGACUUAAUAUUAGAAUUAACUUAUAAUAAUUAUUGUAUAAUAUCUAUUUAUUGGUUAGCUUCAAUUACAGCCUUCUUAACUGCUUUUUAUUCAUUCCGAUUAAUAUACUUAAGUUUUGUGUCUAAACCUAAUUUAACACGUAUAAGCGCACAACACUUACAAGAAGCUGAUUGGAAUUUAUUGGGUCCUUUAUUAGUAUUAGCAAUAGGAAGUAUCCUAGUUGGUUAUAUAGCUCAAAAUAUGGUGUUUGCACCAGGUGAACGUCCCUUGCCGCUUGUACCUACAAUAGUCUCUUUAGCACCAGUUAUUAUGUCUGUAACAGGAAUAUUAUUAGUGUUCAUACUUCGUCCAUAUAUUAUAUAUUAUACUACACACCCUAGCAUAUAUGGUUUCUUAUUUUAUGCUUGGGAAUUUAAUCAAAUAGCAAAUUAUUAUAUUGGAAGUACAGUUUGGAAGUUCGGCCAUAUUGUCUCUUAUCGUAUCAUUGAUAGGGUAUUUUAGAGAUUUUAGGUCCCACUGGGAUAGCCCAAUUCAUGGUCAACAGAACUAAAGAGUUAAGCAGUUUACAAUCUGGUUUAGUAUUUAAUUAUGCAUUAAUGAUAUUAGUUGGAACAGCUAUCGCACUUAAGUACCUAGUCGUAAAUUAGAAACA
Molecule: messenger RNA, 1698 nt
Organism: Xenia sp. Carnegie-2017
Lineage: Eukaryota; Metazoa; Cnidaria; Anthozoa; Malacalcyonacea; Xeniidae
Product: NADH-ubiquinone oxidoreductase chain 5-like
Exons: 1
Coding region: 114-1547 (477 amino acids)
Biological process (GO): electron transport coupled proton transport; ATP synthesis coupled electron transport
Molecular function (GO): NADH dehydrogenase (ubiquinone) activity
Source: RefSeq, a predicted model, not a curated record